Messenger RNA from Pteropus alecto (black flying fox), 3795 nucleotides. It is a transcript of the gene SKAP2, whose product is annotated as src kinase associated phosphoprotein 2. Gene Ontology annotation, molecular function: protein binding. Lineage: Eukaryota; Metazoa; Chordata; Mammalia; Chiroptera; Pteropodidae. Gene Ontology annotation, cellular component: cytoplasm; plasma membrane. The record is from RefSeq and is a predicted model, not a curated record. The coding region runs from base 243 to 1319 and encodes 358 amino acids. The transcript is spliced from 13 exons.
UUAUUUUUUGCCCCGCCCAUCGCCCCGCCCGGAUCUGCCCGGUGGGGUUGGGCCGAGAGUCCAGCUGCUGCUGGCUAAAGCUUCAGUGACUUCCUUGUUGUGAACCCCGGCCCGGCAGUGUCCGGAAUCUCAGCCCCGCUGUGUUUACGCGGACCGCUAGCUAGAGUCUAGGUCGCAGCCGCAACCCCAGACCGUCGGUUACCCUUUCAGGUCCUUUCCCCGCACGCCCCGCGCACUCUAAUAUGCCCAAUCCCAGCAGUACCUCCUCUCCCUAUCCCCUCCCUGAAGAAAUUAGGAACCUGUUGGCAGAUGUUGAAACAUUUGUAGCAGACACACUAAGAGGAGAAAAUUUAUCCAAGAAAGCAAAGGAAAAGAGAGAAUCUCUUAUUAAGAAGAUAAAAGAUGUAAAGUCUACCUAUCUUCAGGAAUUUCAAGACAAAGGUGAUACAGAAGAUGGGGAAGAAUAUGAUGACCCUUUUGCUGGGCCUCCAGACACUAUUUCUUUAGCCUCUGAAAGAUAUGAUAAAGAUGAUGAAGCCCCCUCUGAUGGAAACCAGUUCCCUCCAAUUGCAGCACAGGACCUUACUUUUGUUUUAAAGGCUGGCUAUCUUGAAAAACGCAGAAAAGAUCACAGCUUUCUGGGAUUUGAAUGGCAGAAACGGUGGUGCGCUCUCAGUAAAACAGUGUUCUACUACUAUGGAAGCGAUAAAGACAAACAGCAGAAAGGUGAAUUUGCAAUAGAUGGCUACAAUGUCAGAAUGAAUAACACGCUUAGGAAGGAUGGAAAGAAAGAUUGCUGUUUUGAAGUCUCUGCUCCUGAUAAACGUGUCUAUCAGUUCACAGCAGCUUCUCCCAAAGAUGCUGAAGAAUGGGUACAGCAGCUGAAAUUUGUGUUACAAGAUAUGGGAUCUGAUAUUAUACCCGAGGAGGAGGAUGAAAGAGGAGACCUGUAUGAUGAUGUCGAUCACCCUCUACCAAUCAGCAGUUCACCAGCAGGCAGUCAACCAAAUGAUGAAAUUUAUGAAGAACUUCCAGAAGAGGAAGAGGACAGCACUCCUGGGAAGGUGGACGAACAAAAGAAGAUGAGUCAGGACAGCGCCUAUCACACCGCAGGUGAUAAAAGCACUGAUUAUGCUAAUUUUUACCAGGGUUUAUGGGACUGCACAGGUGCUCUUUCUGAUGAAUUGUCAUUUAAACGUGGUGAUGUGAUUUACAUUCUUAGCAAGGAAUACAAUAGAUAUGGCUGGUGGGUAGGAGAAAUGAAGGGAGCCAUUGGCUUGGUGCCGAAAGCCUACAUAAUGGAGAUGUAUGAUAUUUGAGAGUCCUGGGAAAAAUCAACAUUUCAGUUGAAGAAAAAAAUCAUAAUGCAACUUUCCUUUUCCGCCUGCAGAAAAGGAAGAUUCUCUUGCUACUCUGCAGAUGCUUUGGAUUUAGAAUCUUCGUGAAAGCAUGAGUGACAGCUCAUAACCUUUCUUUGUUUUGUUGAACAUCGUUCGUCUUUGCUAUUUUAUGCAUUCAUUGUAAUAGUCCUCUGAUGUGAAAUUAAGUGAAGGAUGUUAAUGUAAAUUAGAUGCAAGCAGUAAAAUUAUACCUGUUGCUAUUUUGCAAAGAAAUAAUUGUAGUUUCUAUUUACUCAUUUGAUUUGUGAAGAAUUCAGCACUAUUUUAUAUGUACUGCAUAGUCACUGCUACUUCCAGUAUGAGUUGUAAUUUCUCAAUAUGGUGAUAUGCAUAUCAAUUAUUUUUUAGACUGUAAUAUGUAAUUUCAUAAAAAUUUAAAUUGAAUAUAUCAUGCAAGUUUUUGGUAGAUGCUACCUGAAGAAGAAGGCGUUAAAACUUUGUGGUUUAUCUUAGUAUUUAUUUUUCACACAAUAGUAACAUGUUUUCAUGAACGAAUUUUUACCAAUUAGCAGAUUUACUUUAUGUUAAAUAUAGGUACAAGAAAGAAAGAAAAUGAUGGAACUGCAAGUGGCAGUGUACUGUCACUUUCUGCAAGACACGUACAGACCAGAACCUUGGUUUGUGUAAAGCCCGAUAUCAAUAACAGACACCCUCAUUUAAUGAUGGGCUUGCCAACGUUUUCUACCAUAGUUUUGUUUAAGUUUAAUAAAAUCAAAAAUUCAUAAGAGACCCCAUUCUCCACUAAUAGAAUGGCAUAAAGAAUCUCAGUGUAUUCUUAAAGUAAGAAGGCACGCCCCAAGAACUCUCUAAUCCUGCCUGAUCACGGCCAUGCUCUUACGGUCCCACCACAAAACAGCACGACCCCAGACGUGCAUCUCUGCUACACAUCUCAGAGCCAUGAAGACAAAAGGAAGCCUCGGAGAGGAGAGUGUAGCGACCACAGUAGGCACACACACCAACAGGUGAGUGGGAGGGCAGCGUUGGCCUGACAUUCGAGUUAUACGCUGUGCUGCCUAAGCAAGAUUUGCAAAAUUAUAUCAAUGCCUUUUUAUGUAUGUUUGAAAUCAAAGGUAUUCUGAAUGCCUAUAAGGUACUGGUAUGGCCUUAAUAUAUAUCAGAACGUACUGCCGAAUGGAUAAGUAUUUGGAGUAGAUAUCAUCUCCUCAUACCGAAUCCUCGAUUAGUAGGUACGACCUUCAUUGUACUUUUCAGAGCUUUGCUUUAUGAAGAUAAGGAGUGUAACCACACAAACAAGCUGAUAAGAUUUUAAAACCUCCAUUAUUAAUAUAAAACUACUGAUGAGCAGUAUUUCAGAGUGUAUAUUUUACCAUGAUCCCUUCAAUACCGUGAUCAUGUGAUUUGAAAUGUUAAAAAAAAUACUAAUUUUAGGGAUUGUGGGUAAACUCUAUACAAAUUUGACAUUGUUGAGUUAAAGCUUUCAGAAAUUAAUUUGUGUGCUCGUUAAUCUUUUCCUAAUAACGAGCCAUUGGAACAGAUCGAAAUCAUCUUGGGAAAAAGCAAGAUAACCAGAAAUGAAACUAAUGGACUGGUUUGCAAAGCCUGAGAGGUUGAAAAGCAGAAGCAGUUGUUGGUUUCCACUGACAGUGUAGACUUGCUAGUGGGGUGGAGACAGGUUUCCCGUUCCUGGCUUAAGUGAAGGUUUGAGCCCUGGGCCGGUAGAUGGCAGCAGCUUUUCAUUGCAAACCACGCUGCUUGGAGACCCCUCCCCCACUCAGGCACAGACUCCCACAGAAUGUAAAGCCCUUAGAACAUUUCUGCCUCCUUUUACAGUUAAUCCAGGAGAGGGAGUCCUUUGCCAAAGGAUGACCAAUUCCAAGCCCGAUAGUCUCUGUGGAUGGUGCCGAUACAGAGAUGAAGUGUUAGCUUCCGUCCAGAGCUCCUCUGGCCUUUGUUCUUUUCUAACUUGAGUCUGGGAGGGAGAGAGGAAAGAAAACAAACGAUUUAAAAUUGGAGCGACAAGAAGAAGAAUCAUUACUUUCAGUUCAUGACAACUUGGUAUUCAUUUGGUGAAAUCAUUUGUGUAUACCAGAGAGAAACUUUUUCUUAGCACCCUUGGCAAUAUAUCACACACUCUUCAAGAUCAUAAUAAUAUCAUUAAUGUGAAUUUAAACAACAUGGCUUGUUAGGAAAUAUGCUAAUCGCUAUGUUCUCAUUAUGUUUGCUUAGUUUUAUUUGUUUUUCUAUGAACAGUUAGAGAGCUAAUUUUUUUCAAAGGUGAUUGUAAGUCAUAUUUUAUAUAGCAUUUUGCUUGAUUAUUUGCUCUGUACUGAAUUCGUACUCUAUUGCCAUUAGAUCUUACAAUAAUGUUCCACUCUGCAAAUUUUUAAGGUUCAAAUAAAGUUUAAUUGUUUGCAAACUGUUAUGAUGCUAAUAA